AACAAUUCGGAACCUCAACCCGCCCCGAAAUAUUCAUCGUGGUACUCGUGAUGAAUCAAAUCGAAGCAAAUUGCCGUGCCGAUUCAAACAAAAAGAGCAUCGGUCAAGUUACCGAGAAGUCAGGAUACAAUGACCCGAGAAAAAAAACAAGAAGAAAGAAAGAAUAAUAAGAAAAAAAAGCCGUGCCACCAGUGAUUAAUCACUGGGUACUAACGAAAAAAUGACAACGCCACAUCGGAUGAUAUACAGUACACACCGACAGAUUCCAAAGGAUGAGGAACGUGCGCGUUUUGUACCGUAAGAGGGGGGGUACGAACGAAAGUAUUUCCCAUUCACGCUUUUUCUAGUCGCGAGUCCACGGAGAAGAGAACGAGGUACAUGGUUUGGAUAGGGUCAAGGCCCAGGUGGUGGUCAGUGUAUGUGUGUUUUUCCUCUCUCUUUGCUCGAAAUCACGUAACAGCAAAAGGCACGGUACGAGUACAUCCCCUGCCUACCUAUGGUAAUAAGAAAAGUCCUUCCGUGUAUAUCCGUACCUACCGCAAUCUGAAAACUACGGUACUUAUCACUACCAGUGUGGGAGCAUCCGAGAACCAAAAGGGCCGCUCCGUCGUUUGCCAUCACACAAUGGUACUCGUUACGGCCAUCCCGGGGCGGAACAUCAAAAACGAGAACAUCCGGGACCGCAAUGUGCGGUACUGUACGCGCUUCCGCUCGAACGGAAUGAACAAAGAACCAGUAUGUCAAGAGCAAAGUCCCUCGUUGCGGUUCCGAGAGAGAAAAAGAAAAAUCAAAAUCCACGUCUACUUGCCAUGUGAAUCGUGUGGCGAGUUCUUGUAAAACAUCAGGUGAGAACGACGGUUAUUUAUUUUGGGGAGGGUCUCAAUGGAAUGCGGAUACGGGCGACGUCCGAGUCAACCCUGUUUGUGUUGCUUGUCGGCAAUGUUUACCUACCAUACAUACAAUUACAAAGUCUGGAAGGGACCGCUCAGUCAGGCAUUGGACAGGUACGGAGUACACCUGACGUUACUAAGCCCCCCAGUCUGAACACGCACAUUCUUUUACCCGGGCCUGUACAUGCAAUUUUCAUAAAAAGAAAAGGAGACAACACACGGUACCCAAACCGACAACCUUGGAUCACUAUAUCGCCCACCUCUGGUGAUGACCCGGCGGUAGAAGAAGCGGAAGCAGAAGCGGAAGCGGAAUGUUCAUACUCAAAACUGCCGGCGUCGUUCAAUAAACCGUAUUCGAUACCAAAGUACUCCCUCCGUACACACAACGCUCAAGUAAACCCUUCCUAUUCCCCAUUCUCUGGAUCGGCUGUUUGGUUU
Messenger RNA from Exophiala oligosperma, 1328 nucleotides. RefSeq lists its product as uncharacterized. The coding region runs from base 379 to 837 and encodes 152 amino acids. The record is from RefSeq and is a predicted model, not a curated record. Lineage: Eukaryota; Fungi; Ascomycota; Eurotiomycetes; Chaetothyriales; Herpotrichiellaceae. The transcript has 2 exons.